AAUUAUAAUUAUAACAAGAAUGAGAUACAAUUUCAAGUUGACAAUGAUAAUUCACUGAAAAUCGGUGGUGAAAUAUUUGAAUUGACUGUGUUCAAAGACUUUUUGAAUAAUAUGAUACCUGGGUGGAAUAAGGAUUCUAUUAUUAUAGACCUGUUAACAGUGAUUAUACUAUUUAACCCGAAUCGACCCAAUCUGAGACAUAAACACUACGUUAACCUGGAGCAACAGUUGUAUAUAUAUUUACUGCAA
Molecule: messenger RNA, 249 nt
Organism: Oppiella nova
Lineage: Eukaryota; Metazoa; Arthropoda; Arachnida; Sarcoptiformes; Oppiidae
Source: the annotation of a GenBank genome assembly